UUUUUAUUAAUAAACUAUUUUGAAAGAUGGCCACGCUUAGGUCGCUUGCUGGCUUAAAUAACUCUCAAUUUUCAAAGAUUAUUAAAGAUCAAAGAAGUAGACAGUCUAAGGGACAGGUGAAAAAAGUUCGUAGCACGCUAACAACCAUCGAGCAUUAUUUAUUCGCGUGGGAUAAAGUAGAUUGUUGCCUGCUCGUAAAAAAUUUGUUAGACGUUGAUAAAUGGGCCGAAGGCAAGAAAAACACAGACCAAAAACCGUCAGCAGAUCGAUUUCUGAAAAUCACCCUGACAGAUGCACCUGUCUUCGAAGUUGAAAAUGUUCAAACUAAUUUGGAUGGUAGUUUAAUAGUCUUGAAUGGUCCUCAAGGUGUGGCAUGUGUUGAACUACCAAGUAAUUGGCCAAGUCUUGAGGCCAAACAACAAGGACUUUCUGUUAAAAGUGCUAGAUCUGUUUACAUCGAUCAGAAGCUCUUAUUAUGCAACUCACGGGUGAGAAUCCAGGAAGUCAAGUUUCAUCCAGGAUCUCCAACAAAUAGCCAUUUGGUUGUGUUGACAUCAGAUAAUUGCAUUAGAAUCUAUGAUGUGUUCAACCCUAGCCGCCCAGAAAAAACAAUUCCGGUUGGUCCCAAAGUGGGAAACCAUUCACUGCAUUCUUCAAUGACAUCAGGCACAACGUUUUCCUCGUGUUUGGAUGAAGCCGUAUCUUUCGAUUUUGGCACGCCCUUUGAAGAUACUCGAAGCAGCGGAGAUCAACAAAAAAGAGAUGGGGUUCCAAUCUUCCUUUUUCCAGUAUACGUCCUACUUACCAACGGAGAUGUUUAUACGUUCUCUUGUUCAGUGCAGUCGAAUAGUUCUAGAGCUCCUAAAAUAUCGGUAAUUGGCCCAUUAUUAAUGCAGCCAGCUGCCCUGGACAAUUAUGGAGACGAUGCUUGUUCUCUUCUCUGCUUACCGGUGUUGCCACCAGUUUUAGUGAUCGCCAACCGCACAGGAAACAUACAUCAUGCCAUUUUACUUCCACGCGCAGCGACAGAUGACGAUGACGAUUCCGACCAAAAUGCUAAUAUUGCCGACGAUCUCGAGUCGUUGUUAUCGAAAGCAAGUUUGACGGUUACGGACGUGAAACCUGAUUCAGUGUUACAUGUUACCGAGACGCUUGAAUUGGAUGGUGACAUUCUGGACGGAAGUGAAAGUUUCAGCAGUGAUGAAAAUGUUGCUGACAAUGAAGGUGCGAUUCAGCUCCGUAGGGAUCCUGCGUGUUCCAGUCGUUACUUUGUUGUACACGACUAUGGAGUCCAUGGCGUGGUCGUUCCACUAGUUGAUACUCUCAGUGAAUUGGCCUCGAAACCUGAUUCGGAUGUCGAUCAGGAUGAGACUAAACGGGUAAUGCUGGCUGAAACGGUUGUUGAAUUCAUUUUGUGUUCACGAACGAAAUCGUCUGCCGCUGCACCUCCUCAAGGAAUAGUCGUAUACCCACUUCCACCAACUCUGUUGGUGUUAUUGGAUUCGGCUGAUAUUCAAGUUAUUUCUCUCUCCCGCCUACUGAAACCAGCAGUCAAGACCGUACAGACCACUAACACGACGAAGGUGGAAAAAGAAUCUUUUGACACCAUUAUUCGACGUCAGCUGCAGCGCACACAUUCCCAACCAAAAUUAAGUUUUCCUCCUGGCACCGAACUCAAAGUGGCCGAAGUGGUCAAAUUAUUUAGUCGCAGCGUUCAAACUCUUCGCGAAGAAUAUAUCAUGAAGCAGGACGCGGUGCGUGAAGCAUUGGAGAAGAAAAGUCGGUUACUGGAAUUACAUCUACUCCAGCAGUUUGAUGAACUGAGUUUGAUACAACAGUCUAAGGAAGAAUUGACGGGAGUCGCCCACCAGUUGGCGGAAAAAUAUGAAGAUUCAAUGGAAAAGCAAAGAUCUUUGACUGAAAGGGUGGAGAGAGUGCUUUAUGAAAUUCAACGACGUUCGCCAUUCAUGACGGAUGCCGAAAAACAGAUGGGACAACAACUCCGUUUGCUGGAAACCAAAUUACAUUCAUUAACACAGUCCUUAGAAUCUUUAAAACGUCGAGAACAACUCUACGGUGCCAACGCUAUCCAGCAGCAAGACCGUAGUACAACGAUAGGCCAUCUGAGUGAAGAACAAAAAACAAGCGUGAACGAAGCCUUAGUUCUUCAGAGCGCAGAUAUUGCUGGCUUACUUAGGAGUUUGCAGCAAGUCAAGAAAAAGCUUGCCGCUUAGGGUAAGCGAAUGUUUGAAAUCUUUCACAUCAGUUUGGAUAUACACUUGUUUCAUUUUUCUCACA
Daphnia magna is the source of this 2298-nucleotide messenger RNA. It is a transcript of the gene mbo, whose product is annotated as nucleoporin 88. NCBI's taxonomy places the organism in Eukaryota, Metazoa, Arthropoda, Branchiopoda, Diplostraca, Daphniidae. Gene Ontology annotation, biological process: protein import into nucleus; ribosomal large subunit export from nucleus; ribosomal small subunit export from nucleus. The record is from RefSeq and is a predicted model, not a curated record. The transcript is spliced from 14 exons. Gene Ontology annotation, molecular function: structural constituent of nuclear pore. Gene Ontology annotation, cellular component: nuclear pore. The coding region runs from base 27 to 2234 and encodes 735 amino acids.